UCAUUUUUUGCAGGAAAAUGUCUAAGUUGCCACCAUCUGGUCAAGGACUAACCAAACGUAAGCGACCAGCAACUCUAGUGCCCAGAUUUGUGAGUCGUGUGCCAUCACCAUCUACUCAAUUAUUUGAUUCCUCGUCAGCUACUCCACCAUCAUCCACUCCAUCACUUGGUUCAUCGCAAACUACUCCCCAAGUUGGCUCAUCAUCUACCAGUCCACCACGUGAUUUAUCACAAUCGACUCCAUCACCCAAUACCUCCGCUCAUGCCGGUACUGAUACAACUGUCUCAAAUAAUAAUUCAGAGCAACCACUACAUGUUAUUGGGUCUAUAGGACCAAUGGUCGUUUGUGCAUUGGAGUUAAAAAAAGCAAUUACUUCCUUCAGAAAAAUGUUCCCGAAAGAUUACUUCUCUUUUCAAGGAAAGGGUUGAUCCUCAUGGUUACUCUUGGGCUAACUUAAGUGAAGAUAUAAUAAAGUAUUAUUGGGAUGAGUUUAAGAAGCACUGCUAUUGGAAUCCUAUAAUAGAAUCUUCAAUAAAGGCAGCGUGGACUUCAAAAGCUAAACAAAGAUAUUCCAAUUAUCUCAGUAAUAUGAGAACAGGAAGGUGUGAGACGAAUUCAUCAAUCACUCAAGAAGUUUGGGACAGUUGGAUGAGUAUGUGGAGUAGUGAAGAAUAUCAGAAGAAAUCUAACCAAAGCAAAAAAAAAAUAGGCGUCAAGGUGAAUUAGAGAAGCCUGCCCCCUCUACCCAUACUAGUGGGGCCAUAUCUCAUGCCAAAGAUGCUAGUGAAAUUGAAAAGAACUCCCAAACUACAGUGACAAGUUAUCAGGUUUUUGUGUAUACACAUACAAAGAAUCACGAUGGAGAGACUUUUAUAAAUGAUCAGGCUAAAGAAGUGAAUGAGGAAUUUGUUUCAUGUCGUGAGGAGCUAAUUGAUAUUGGUGAGGAAGUGGAUGAUGAUGAGCUGUUCUAUGAUGUUGUUGGUGGACCUGACUCAAAGAAUAGAUUGUAUGGAGUUGGCUCAUAUAGUACACAAAAUAUUCAUAGUAAAGCUUCAGAGUAUUCUUCUGAAAUGGACACUUCAUCAUCACAAUCUACUAGUGCUGAAGUUAAUCAUUUGAAAGCUGAGGUGGAACGUUUGCAAAAAACUGUGGAACAACAGAAGGAAUUUCAACAACAAGCGGAACAAAAGCAACAGAAAACGGAUGAUGUCAUCCGUGCUUUACAAGAACAAAUUGAAACUUUAGUUCGUAAUAGAUAGAGUUCUUUUUAAGAUGAUAGUCGGUUUUAAUUAGUCAUUUGAUUAGUAGUAUUCUUAAAGACGUAUUCAUUAUUUGAGACAUUACUAUUGUUACUAGAAGGUCAAAGAGCCUAUUCUUUAUAGUUUAGGAAUUUUUUUAUUAUUUGAGACAAUAUUAAUGAUAUUCAUCGUUGUUAUGACCUA
Messenger RNA from Cuscuta europaea, 1442 nucleotides. Lineage: Eukaryota; Viridiplantae; Streptophyta; Magnoliopsida; Solanales; Convolvulaceae. The record is from the annotation of a GenBank genome assembly.